CGCUAUUGACGGCUUGCCUCAUAGAUCUGGGGCUGGUCACCAGUCUAGAUUGACAGCCAGUAUAACAAUCUUAUAGAUACCACAUCGUUAGGAGCCUCUCAAAUCGCUCAUGCUCAUUGACUUCCAAAUUUUGAGCUGAGCUUCAUUCAAGAAGAUAUAUAAUAUCUCUCUGUGCUUGCUUUCUCUUCAGUUGUUCAACUGGCACUUCCAAGAACACAUCUCUUCAAUAUUCAACAUGUCUAUCUCUGCUGGUUACCACAAGAUCAAGACUUCCUCCGGGAAGUACCUGACGUUGCUCAGCCAAAACGGCACCGUCACUGCUGCGACCGCUACUGGGGCUACAAACCAGACCUGGAACUUCCAACCCUCCGGGAACAACUGGACUAUUACUAACACCGGCUACAACUUGACUACCUAUGCGUACUCUAAUGGACAAUCCGCUGCGUCGGUCAGUGGUAACACUUUGUCCACGGAGUGGGCCCUCGUACCGAACAGUGGUGUCUACUCAAUCCAGCUAGGAAGUAACUCUUCUAAUGCGUGGGCCGUCGGUUCCAAUGACCAGGUGACACUGACUGGCACACAGCUCCAGAGUGUUGCGCAGCAGUUCAAUGUUGAGUGAGUUACUCGCGGAAGUGAAGCCUCUAGUACGAUGCAAAGAUUAUGACUGCCUGCUGUUUUGUGAAAUGUACGUUAGUUUGUAUGAGAGCUGCCGUGAUAAAUAUCGUUGCUGGGA
This is a messenger RNA of Suillus subalutaceus, 733 nucleotides long. RefSeq lists its product as uncharacterized. The record is from RefSeq and is a predicted model, not a curated record. The transcript is spliced from 4 exons. Bases 236 to 619 code for a protein of 127 amino acids. NCBI's taxonomy places the organism in Eukaryota, Fungi, Basidiomycota, Agaricomycetes, Boletales, Suillaceae.